Molecule: messenger RNA, 2278 nt
Organism: Cebus imitator (Panamanian white-faced capuchin)
Lineage: Eukaryota; Metazoa; Chordata; Mammalia; Primates; Cebidae
Gene: MIS12
Product: MIS12 kinetochore complex component
Exons: 2
Coding region: 325-942 (205 amino acids)
Biological process (GO): mitotic sister chromatid segregation; kinetochore assembly; mitotic cell cycle
Cellular component (GO): nucleus; chromosome, centromeric region
Source: RefSeq, a predicted model, not a curated record
CCAACGUCCGGGAAAAACGAGUAAGUAUCGGUUCCUCUGCCAAUCCCCGCCGGCCACAGCUAACUUUCCCGCCCGGCCCCUUUCUGUCACUAAUUGAGGUGUCCCCAACCAGCCAAUCAGGAGAGCGAGAGCAUCCCGCGUUUGCUUUUGUUCGCCUAGGCGCGUAUCAGUCGGAAUUUUGGGGAGCCAACCGCUCCGUCUGUCCUUGGCGUGCCAGCGGCGUUUUAGAGGAGGUGGCGGGAAGCCUGUGUGUGCUCGAAUUCGUCACCCUCAUGGUCGCUCCAAUUUUUCACAAUCGAAAAUAACAUAGCAAAAUAAACCAAGAUGUCUGUGGAUCCAAUGACCUAUGAGGCCCAGUUUUUUGGCUUCACGCCACAAACAUGCAUGCUUCGGAUCUACAUUGCAUUUCAAGACUACCUAUUUGAAGUGAUGCAGGCCGUUGAACAGGUUAUUCUGAAGAAGCUGGAUGGCAUCCCAGACUGUGACCUUAGCCCAGUGCAUAUUCGCAAAUGCACGGAGAAGUUUCUUUGCUUCAUGAAAGGACGUUUUGAUAACCUUUUUAGCAAAAUGGAGCAACUGUUUUUGCAGCUGAUUUUACGUAUUCCCCCAAACAUCUUGCUUCCUGAAGAUAAAUGUAAGGAGACACCUUAUAGUGAGGAAGAUUUUCAGCAUCUCCAGAAAGAAAUUGAACAGUUACAGGAGAAGUAUAAGACUGAAUUAUGUACUAAGCAGGCCCUUCUUGCAGAAUUAGAAGAGCAAAAAAUUGUUCAGGCCAAACUCAAGCAGACAUUGACUUUCUUUGAUGAGCUUCAAAAUGCUGGCAGAGAUCAUGGGACUAGUGAUUUUAGGGAGAGUUUAGUGUCCCUGGUUCACAACUCCAGAAAACUCCAAAACAUUAGAGACAAUGUGGAAAAGGAAUCGAAACGAUUGAAAAUAUCUUAGUUGCCAAAUAGUCAAAAGGAGGAGCUUGUCAAAAAGUAGAAUCACAAGGAAUUUAUACCAGUGACUGUUCAAACCAACCAUACUUUUUUUAGAUUUGCUUUGUCAACUCUUUGUUGUAUUCUGUGUCUUCCUCUUUAUUGGUCCACUUUCUUGAGGUAUGUGUGUACUACUUUGAACUAGGCUAAAGCAUCUGUUCCUUGGAGUCUUAUAAGUGGGAAGGGAUCAAACAAAUGAAGCCAUGGCCAGUUAAAGAUUAUUUGCAGAGUUGUAUCUUGGUCAUAAGUUCUUUGUGACCUUGAUUAUUUUGACUUAUUUUUUGGAUGAGACCAGGUGAGAAAGGGAUUAAACAGGCGGCUCUUUUAUUAUUUUUUUAUUUUUUUGAGACAGGGUCCCGUUCUGUUACCCAGGUUAGAGGAGAGUGCAGUGGCACAAUCUUGGCUCAUUGCAAUCUCUGUGUCCCAGGUUCAAGUGAUCCUCCUGCCUCAGCCUCCCAAGUAGCUAGGACCACAGGUGUGUGCCACCAUGCUUUGCUAAUUAAAAAAAUUUUUUUUGUAGAGAUGAGGCUUCACUAUAUUGCCCAAGCUGAGUGGCUUUUUUACUAACCAGUCAUUUCACUGCAGGACAGCCAACACAGAGUACUUGCUUUUGCCCUGUAAAGUUUCUUACAUGAGGGAAUCAAUAUAUAGCUGAAAGAAGCAUGUAGCAAAAAAGACAACCUUGAUCUUUAAUAAAGAAGAAAGAAGUUGGUUUUGUUUCCAAAAUAAAUCCUUCCCCUGACAAAAACCCUGGUGAUGUUAAACAAUGUUCUAUCUUAGAGUCCAGCAGAAGACCUUAGAUUAAAAAAUGCAGAGCCCACUAAAAUAGAAAAGGAAGCAUAUUAGCAUACUCAGUAGUGAAAUUUCAUUUUACUGUUAGGUAUUUAUGCCAAUUUCUUUUCAUACUUCAUUUGGUUUUGGAAUCUGCCUUAUACGUAAUUAAUUAUUCACACUGAUAAGCAUCAAAUAUUUAAUGCCCUCAGUGGGAAAUUUUAGCUGUGUCUUGUAUUUAAACUCAAUGGAAUCUAAUAUUUCUUUAUGUAAUUAGUCCUUGUAAAAUGUUAGGUCACCCAAGGAAAUGGGAGAAAUAGCAGUGGUUGCUCCUAAGGUAAUGCUUGCCCUCCAUGUCUUCCUAAAGAACAGGACUUGGAGUUUCUCCUUUAUGUAGAGAAGAAGUAACUUAGGGUGUAUUUGUAAUGAAAUAUUCAUAGAUGUAGAAAGCUUAUAUGUACAUGAAAUAUGUUUAUUAUCAAGAAGUCCUUUUUCCAGUUCUGUACAUUAAAUAUAUGUGUUUUAAAGGG